This is a messenger RNA of Alligator mississippiensis (American alligator), 2398 nucleotides long. It is a transcript of the gene TAFA4, whose product is annotated as TAFA chemokine like family member 4. Gene Ontology annotation, molecular function: receptor ligand activity. The transcript is spliced from 7 exons. Lineage: Eukaryota; Metazoa; Chordata; Crocodylia; Alligatoridae. Bases 241 to 729 code for a protein of 162 amino acids. The record is from RefSeq and is a predicted model, not a curated record.
CUGCUCGGCGGAUGGGGCAGGGGAUGGCUGCGGCUGCACGAGCCCGCGGAGCUGCCGGCCGGAGGGCAGGCCCUGGCUUGGAGCAGUGAUCUCGGCUAUUUGAGAGCUCGUUCCUCUAGCAGAAAAGGUCUAACAGGCCAGAUGCCUGGCCUGUGAAUUGGGAUAAAUCUACACUACAAAUAAGGUCCCCAAAGUGAAGGAAAAACUGUGAAAUGAAGAAAUGGUUGUUUGUAGCUGCAAAUGGGAAUUUGGAAUAACGAUGAAAAACACACUGAAUUAAUCGUGUUUGACUGGAACAAAAUUCUUGAAAAGUCCCCAAGGAUGAGAUUCUGUGCCAAAUCAAUGCUUCUAUCUCACUGGCUUUUUCUGGUCUAUGUGCUAAUGGUGUGCUGUAAAUUGUUGUCCGCCACUAGUCACCAUCCCCGGGGGCACACAGGCCAGCACCAAGUGAAGCAAGGGACGUGCGAAGUGGUCGCAGUGCAUCGCUGCUGCAAUAAGAACCGCAUAGAAGAACGCUCUCAAACGGUCAAGUGCUCUUGCUUCCCAGGGCAGGUUGCAGGCACGACCAGGGCGCAGCCCUCCUGCGUGGAAGCCUCCAUUGUCCUGCAGAAGUGGUGGUGUCACAUGAACCCCUGUCUGGAUGGAGAGGACUGUAAAGUGCUGCCAGACUAUUCAGGUUGGUCUUGCAGCAGUGGAAAUAAAGUCAAAACCACAAAGGUGACACGGUAGCGAAGAAUAGACAUCUGUGUCAUUGCUGGGACAAUGGGAUUUGCAGCUGCGUUGCUUGGGUAUUACGCUCAGACCCUUUUUUGAGAGGACAUUGUAGACUUCACACUUUGAACUUGUGCAGUCGGUGAGCACGAAGGACAGCGCUUCUCCUUUGGACUGAGCGGCAUGUCUUGAUUCAGGAUCUUCCCACAUUUAAUUUGAAAAAGGAAUUUUGCUUCUCUCUAAAAGACACCUUUGAUUCUCCUCCACCUGCAAGCGAUUCAUAGAAGCACACACACGUGGGCUAUAAGAUUUUAUUUACAGCACUAUGAGCUCUAAAAUUGAUUUAGAUGAUUUUUGAGCCGUCAAGAACGUUGGGAGGAAAAUGAAAGAAUCAACAUGAAUUCAUUUGGAGGUACUGCCAUCUCACCUACAGCACAGUGGACCAAUGUGAAGCUGAUCCAAUAGCCAAAUAAGCCUCAGGGCUAGUGCUCUAGUAAACCAUGCCUCAGUGUUUUUUUCAGCUGUGAUUUAGUAAAUAUUGAUUCUGUACGAAGGUGAAAAGAUGGCUCUUAUAAAUCAGUAGCAUUAUGUGUAUGCCAUACUUUUGUUACAGCCUGUGCAAUUAUAUUUAUUUCUGUAGAUGGUUUCAGAUAUUUUAACUUUUACAUUCAUAACUGGUAUGGGGAAGCACAGGACAGCAACUAAAUCUUGUAGUAGAUAUAGUUUUUAUUAUUCUAAAUAAAUCCAUUCUGUGGGAGAAUAGCAAAGUACACAUACUUUGAGUCUAGAUAUGGAAAAGAAUUUAGCUAUUAGCUAGUAAUGUCCAUUCAGAUACUUCAAAAUGAGGGAGGAAACUAGCAUUGCAUAAGGAAGGCUUACUGGAAGAAGGAUGAUUUGUUUAGAUUUUCAUAGCUUUGGUUGCUUUCUAAUAGGAACCUUACUUAGAAUUAAAGUCCUGGAUUAGAAAGGAUUUUCACUUUCAAUUACUUUUUGUUUAUAAUGAUUAUAAUAAUUAAGUGUCCAGUUCCUUGACAGGCCACAUUUUCAGGCUGGUACACUUUGUGACACAUGGUUGGUUCGUGCUCCUAUAGAUGGGGUUCCUACCGUUUUUUUCUUAUUUGCCUAUUUUACAUUUUCGUCGUUGCUUUUCCUAACACAGAAGUGCAGGAGGAGGUGAAAUUGCAGCCAGUCUGUUCCCAGUUACAUCGUUUUAUGACAGAAGACGCUUUGGAACAGACUUAAAUGCAGUGGUGCAAGCAGGUAUCAAACAGAGGAGUUGCUGCUGACUCAGCUAUGGGAUGCAUUGUUAUUCUGUAUGUAAAUAUGAUGGUAAUACUAUACAACCAUUUUUUAUAUCUCCAGAAAUGCCAAAAAAAAUUGAGACUGCGUUGCACUAAUUUAGUUUGUUGUGCACAAGCUUUCCUGUUAAUGGAGAAGAGAUCAUCAACUAUGUGAACAACAGCCAUUUGUUUCCUUUCUGUUGGAGCAAGUGGGGAUAUUCCUCCAGUCCUAUAUCCAUUGGCAUCAACAGUGAAACUCUUUUGACUUCCAUGGCAGGAAGAUCAGACCUGAUAUUUUGCUUUUGGUUCCUUACUUUUAGUUCACUUUCAGUGAUGUACCCGAUUGCAGCUGGGCUCAUAGUGGUUAUUGUAAUUGUUAAUCAGUAAAUGAGAUUUUUUUUCUGUUA